GCAAAGUGGGCCAUUGUCUCAUGCUGUUCUCCAGUCCCAAGAUGGUGGCCACCAUGAAGAAGACGGCUGCAGAAGAUGUCAAUGUUACUUUCAAAGAGCAACAAAAGAUAAACAAAUUUGCACGGAAUACAAGUAGAAUCACAGAGCUGAAGGAAGAAAUAGAAGUAAAACAAAAACAACUCCAAAACGUAGAAGAUGCUUGUGACGGUACCAUGCUUGCAGAUGCUGACUGCUUAAUGAUGCCUUAUCACAUCGGUGAUGUCUUCAUUACCAAUUCUCAAGAAGAAACACAGGAAAUGUUAGAAGCAGCAAAUAAAAAUUUGCAAGAAGCAACUGACGCCUUAGAAUCCAAAGUCGAAGCAAUUCAGUGAGUGUGAGCAGAUUUGAAAGUUCAGUUGUAUGCAAAAUUUGGGAGCAGCAUAAACCUUGAAGCUAACGAAAGUUAAAUAUUUUAUAAUACUUAAAAAAUUUUGUUUAAUACACUUGAAUAUUGUUUAAGAAAAAAGAAUAAACUAGAAAGUCUUACUGGCAAUCUUUACAAAAAAAAAAUCAAAGCAACUAGUAGAUUCAAAUAAUGAACUGCAGAGGAUAGAGUGAGGUAAUGAAGUCCUCGCACUAUCUAACAGAAAUCCUAUGUGCAAAUUCAGGCACAACUGUGAUCAAGAUGGAAAAGCCCCAGACACUGAAUAAAAAGACCAGGAUGAUGGAGACUUCCACAAAGUAACAGCUGUACUCCUCCCAGGUCUGCCCACUUACAGCUAAAAAGAAAGCUCUGAAUGUAACGCAACCAGCAAGUGCAGAAAGAAGGUGGAAAGAAGGUGGCAGGCUCCCCAGCGACCUCAGGACUUGAGGGACAACAAGGCAGUGAGUUCUCUGGGUGUCCUUACUGCCUCCUUAUUCAGGAUGGGUGCUGCAAAAGCCUCCAAGCUGGAACAGCCAAAAGGUACAGAGAAAAAGAGCUCCAAGAAGAGCCUGUUCUUGGCCAAAGGACACAGAAAAGGAUGCUCUUACAACAGCAGACCUUUUUGGCAAUGCCCAUCCUAUUCCAAAUAACAAGCGAAGGCCGGGUGCGGUGGCCCACGCUUGUAAUCCCAGCACUUUGGGAGGCCGAGGUGGGUGGAUCACCUGAGGUCAGGAGUUCGAGACCAGCCUGGCCAACAUGGUGAAGUCCCAUCUCUACUAAAAAUACAAAAAGUAGCUGGGCGUGGUGGUGCGUGCCUGUAGUCCCAGCUACUCGGGAGGCUGAGGCAGGAGAAUCGCUUGAACCCAGGAGGUGGAGGUUGCAGUGAACCAAGAUUGGGCCAUUGUACUCCAGUCUGGGCAAAAAGAGUGAAACUCCGUCUCAACAACAACAAAAAACAAAUACAAGAGAAAACAUCAGCAGAGAAACCACAUACACCACCCACUGAGGUUUCAGUGGGAUUGAGGGGGAAAUUGAUCUUCAACCCUCAAGGAACCAGGUGACAUGCUCCAAGUGGCACGCCAAAUAGUGCUGGCAGGGCCAAGCAAGGAUCUCAUCUCCCAUUCUCUGCCUGGAAGAAGCAGGAGGUGCUCCAAUUCCCUCACCAGGGUGGUGUCAGCAGGGCCCAGUGGGGAAGUGCGCCCCCCACGAUGAGGCAGAAAGAGGGGAUGGGAAGGUGGUGGCGGGGGGAGGCUGGACUAGCUGUCGCUUUGCUACCCCCUCCCAUUCCCUGGAAUCAGCAAGGCCCAGAGGGGAGCUGAUGUUCCAACCCCACUCAACAAGGCCACAGGGUCUCAGGGACCCGGAGGUCAUUAACAAAAGUGCUAACAGCCCUAUGUCGGAGUCCCAGCAGGAGAGGAGAGAGACGGAAUGAAACAGUCAUUCAAGAAAUAAUGGCUGAAAACUUCCCACAUUUGGCAAGAGACAUAAAUGUACAGAUUCAAGAAGCCAAGCAAAUCCCAAAUAUAAUAAACGGGAUGAAGCCUGUGCCAAGACAAAUCAUAAUGAAACUUCUGAAAACUAAACACAGAACUCUUCAAAGCAGCCAGAGAGGAGCAAUGCAUGAACUCGGAGAGGAGACCAACUCAAACGACAGUAGAUUUCUCUUCUGAAACAAUGUGAAGGUAUCGUUCAGGAAUGAAGAGGAAAUACAGGCAUUCUUGGACAAAGGAAAGCUAAGAUAAUCUGUUGCAAGCAAACUGAUCGUUAAAGAAUGGCUAAAGGAAGUUCUCUAAACAGAAAGGAAAUGACAAGAGAAGAAGGCUUAGAGCUUCACAAAGAAGACCAUCAGAAUUGGUAAAAAGAGGGGCAAUUUUAUUCAGUCAAAAGGGGGGAAAAGAUGAUAUAAAUAUAAUCUCCUACUCCUAAAGAGUUUUUAAAAUCACAGUUGAUGACUGAAGUAAACCACCUGAUGUGGCAUUCAAAGUCUGUUAAGAAGUGCUAACACAUUUAUAGUGAAGUGGGGCGGGUAAAUGGACUCAAGCGGAAGUAAAGUUUCUACACUUAAAGCUGUAAAACACCAGGGCCAGGAGACUGGGAUAAGUUACAUAUGUAUACUGCAAACCUAAGGCCAACUACCAAGAAAAUAAUACAAAGCAUUAUACUUAAAAAAAAAAAAA
Molecule: messenger RNA, 2580 nt
Organism: Pongo pygmaeus (Bornean orangutan)
Lineage: Eukaryota; Metazoa; Chordata; Mammalia; Primates; Hominidae
Product: prefoldin subunit 4-like
Exons: 1
Coding region: 21-371 (116 amino acids)
Biological process (GO): protein folding
Cellular component (GO): prefoldin complex; cytoplasm
Source: RefSeq, a predicted model, not a curated record